Molecule: messenger RNA, 1244 nt
Organism: Vigna angularis (adzuki bean)
Lineage: Eukaryota; Viridiplantae; Streptophyta; Magnoliopsida; Fabales; Fabaceae
Cellular component (GO): nucleosome
Molecular function (GO): protein heterodimerization activity; structural constituent of chromatin; DNA binding
Source: RefSeq, a predicted model, not a curated record
CAUCCAAUUUCAUCCAUAAAUACCCAAACAAUUACCCGCUUCGGAACGCUUCUUCAGAAUUUUCUAAAAGCUUCCAAAUGGCCCGUACCAAGCAAACAGCCCGUAAGUCUACUGGUGGCAAGGCUCCCCGAAAGCAGUUGGCGACGAAGGCUGCUCGGAAGUCUGCUCCGGCGACCGGUGGAGUAAAGAAGCCGCACAGGUUCAGGCCAGGAACUGUGGCUCUGAGGGAAAUCAGGAAGUACCAGAAGAGCACAGAGCUUCUUAUCCGAAAGCUUCCCUUUCAGCGAUUGGUUCGAGAGAUCGCGCAGGACUUCAAAACGGAUCUGAGGUUCCAGAGCAGUGCCGUUUCAGCUCUCCAGGAAGCUGCUGAGGCUUAUUUGGUUGGACUCUUUGAAGACACUAAUCUCUGUGCAAUUCAUGCUAAGAGAGUCACCAUUAUGCCCAAGGAUAUUCAACUUGCCAGAAGAAUCAGAGGCGAAAGGGCUUAUCGCACACGGAUCACUGCAAAUCCAAAGCGCUUAAAUGCAAAAUUCCUCCCUCCAAAAUUUGAGAGUCUCAGCUAUAUAAUUGAACCCCCUCUGCUUCUUCAUUCAUAUCAGAGUCGUUUGCAAGCUUCUCCGCUCUUCUUAUCCAAUACAUAAUCCUUCCAGAACUUCCAAAUGGCCCGUACAAAGCAAACCGCUCGCAAGUCCACCGGCGGCAAGGCUCCCCGGAAGCAGCUAGCCACAAAGGCUGCUCGGAAGUCUGCUCCGGCAACCGGCGGAGUGAAGAAGCCCCACAGGUUCAGGCCAGGAACCGUGGCUCUGAGGGAAAUCAGGAAGUACCAGAAGAGCACAGAGCUUCUGAUCCGAAAGCUCCCCUUUCAGCGUUUAGUUCGUGAAAUCGCUCAGGACUUCAAAACUGAUCUGAGGUUCCAGAGCAGUGCGGUUUCGGCUCUUCAGGAAGCUGCCGAGGCUUACCUGGUCGGACUCUUUGAAGACACCAACCUCUGCGCUAUUCAUGCUAAGAGGGUCACCAUCAUGCCUAAGGACAUUCAACUUGCUCGAAGAAUCAGAGGCGAAAGGGCUUAGUUUUAAACCUCGCGGUUUUUUUUUUUGGUUUUAGGGUUUGUGUGUUUUUCUUCAGUCCUUGAUAGUUUUUAUUGUGCAUCUUAGAAUCUGGAGUUGGUGACUUCUUCCAAUGACACACCCUUGUGUACUUAAUCAUGUCAGAUAAUUUUAAUUUUCAAAUAUUUGUCUCUUGCA